This is a messenger RNA of Menidia menidia (Atlantic silverside), 2421 nucleotides long. The record is from the annotation of a GenBank genome assembly. Lineage: Eukaryota; Metazoa; Chordata; Actinopteri; Atheriniformes; Atherinopsidae.
AUGAGGAGUGGGAGCACCGGCCGGGAUCUUCGGACAUGCCCAGUGUUGCUAGCCAUCUUCCUACUAAUAUUUAAUGUGCGUGUGGUGAAACCGACUUCUGACCAUGACCCCUACAGAAUAUUGGGUGUCAGCAGGAGCGCCAGUCAGGCGGAAAUCAAACGAGCAUACAAGAGCCUUGCGAGAGAAUGGCACCCAGAUAAGAACAAGGACCCUAAAGCUGAAGACAUGUUCAUAAAGAUUUCAAAGUCAUAUGAAAUUCUGUCCAACGAGGAGCGAAGGUCAAACUUCGACCACUAUGGGCAGAUGGAUGACAACCAGCCGUUUGGCCAGUCACAGCAUCAGGGUUUCCGCAGCUUCCACAACAAUUUCUACUUUGACGAGUCUUUUUUCCAUUUUCCCAGGUCCCGGGACUUUGCAGACAGCAAGUACAUGCUUCGCCACGCUCAGUUUAACAGCGAUGUCCUCCCAGACAGCUACAAGAAACCAUACCUUAUCAAAGUGACUUCGGAGUGGUGCUUUGCUUGCAUCCAUAUUGAACCUGCGUGGAAAGAGACGGUGCAGGAGCUAGAACCUCUUGGAGUGGGUAUCGGGAUUGUCGAUUUGAGUUACGAGCGUCGCCUUGCCAACCAGUUGGGAGCUCACCGUGCUCCCUCCAUCAUUGGGCUGGUGAAUGGAAGGGUGACAUUCUACCACCAGGCUGUGGUACGAGAGCAUCUGAGACAGUUUGUGGAAGAUUUGUUGCCUCAAAAGCUGGUGGCAAGGAUCAACGAUAACAACUACAUGGCUUUCCUUGAUAGCUGGCAUGCAGAAAAUAAACCAAGUCUUCUCCUGUUUGAUCAAAUCCCAGUUGUGCCACUACUUUACAAGUUAACCGCGUUCGCCUACAGAGACUUUGUGCGCUUUGGCUAUGUGGAUCAGGGUGAAACGCACAACAUUAAGCUCCUGCGGCAGUUCAACAUUAACACCUACGCUCCCACCAUGUUGCUGUUCAAAGAAGACACAGAGAAGCCUGUUGACAUCAUCCAGGCCAGAGGAAUGAAGAAACCGAUCAUGGAUGAGUUUGUCUCCAACAACAAGUUCCUGCAGGUGCCCCGGCUGGUCAGCCAGCAGCUUUUUGAUGAGCUGUGUCCUGUCAAGCAGUUCCACCGACGGAGGAAGUACUGUGUGCUACUUAUCACAGGGGAGGAUGAAGCUUUCCUACCAGGCAACAAGGCCUUCCUGGACUUUGCCACAGUGAACAAAAAAGAAGUGCUGCGGUUUGCAUAUGUUUACCAGCGUCAACAGCAGCCUCUUUGUCAGGCGCUGCUACACAACCAGGUGGCCGUCUCAGCUCAGGUGGUGAUUCUGGAGAGGCGGAGCCAGACCGGCAGAGUCCAGUAUCGUUCUGUGAGUAGCGGCUGGAAUGGCAGUGAAGAAGACAAGUUCCACCUCUAUGAACAGCUGGAGCUGCUUCAGAAAGACCCCACCUACCUGAGCUCAGACGCCACCUUGCCGGAACUUAACAACGAGAUGGCCCCAAUAUUUUUUAUCAGGUGGAUGAAUGCAGCCUAUGACUACAUAAUUCAAAUGUAUGAUGACCUUCUCUACUCAAACUGGCGAGAGAUGAUGCCCAUUCUGUCGUUGAUCUUCUCAGCUCUCUUCAUACUUUUUGGAACGGUUAUCAUUCAGGCUUUCAGCGAACCAGGUGAAAGCAAACCCCGAAAUCCCAAGCCAAAGGAGCAACCAACAGCACAAACUGAGGAAGAUGCAUCAAGCAGAGCAAGUACCUCCAGCCGUCCUCCAAAGAAGGACUUUGUGGAAGUGACAGAGCUAACAGACAUUACAUACACCAGCAACUUGGUCAAGCUGAGACCUGGUCACAUUAAUGUUGUACUGGUGCUAACCAACACCUCCAAGAAUGCUUUGCUCAGGAAAUUUGCCAAGGAGGUUUUUUCUUUCUCUGGGACUCAUAGCCUUCACUUCUCCUUCCUCAAUGCUGAUAAGCACCGUCACUGGAUGCCUUCACUUCUUGGCUCAGCCUGCUCUGCUGGACAGGCUGAGAGCCACUCGGACGACGAGGAGUCUUCAGACUACUCUGGCCAUGUGUUAGCCCUCAAUGGCUACAAGAAAUAUUUUUGUCACUUUAGACCCGUCUUCACUGGAGACGAUGCUAACGACUCUUCCUCUGAGACCUCAUUUUCUUCUGAUAGCAAGAGAAAGUCCCGGUCUAGGUCCAGGUCUAGCUCCCACUCCCGGUCCCGGUCUCAUUCCCGGGAGGAUGGGGCCAUGCCCAAACGAGGCUCCAGCAGGGCCACUAGCAUAGAGGUCCACCACAAGCUCGACAGGCUUGGACUCUGGAUGGAGAGGCUCAUGGAGGGAACCCUACCCAGGAUACAGGUCCCCGUGUGGCCAGCACUUGACACCAGCAACACCUUUUCUUGA